This is a messenger RNA of Paramacrobiotus metropolitanus, 1745 nucleotides long. RefSeq lists its product as uncharacterized. Lineage: Eukaryota; Metazoa; Tardigrada; Eutardigrada; Parachela; Macrobiotidae. The transcript is spliced from 3 exons. The coding region runs from base 344 to 1618 and encodes 424 amino acids. The record is from RefSeq and is a predicted model, not a curated record.
UAGCAAGAGGCUUGAUACAGUUCUACAUCGUAUUCGCUGCACCGAGACUUGAUAAAAUAAUUUUUGUGCAUAUUUCCGGUGGACCGAACCGAACCUCUCUGGGCGCUACGAUUCCAUUUCAUUUAAUAAACACAGUGCAACAUGAAUGCGGUAUCGAGUUUCGUUGCUGUUUUGCUGUUUUUUACUGUGAGCGCCCUAAAACCAAAGAGUGCCAAUAAACACACGGAGCCUUCGCCGAUGCGAAGGUGAACCGUUGGACCAGCACAACUCGGAACCCGCGCCAUUCCCGAAACAGAUUCAUAUUGGCACCGGAAAUAUAACUGGAGAUCUGCAGGAUCUGGGGAUGCCGACAACUUACCAGUUGAACGUCGACUGCAGGCGCAGCGCAGUUGCAUUACACUUCAUUCUACACGAUUACGGUGCUGAUCUGGCAGGCGCCAGCAUCCUUGUAGGUGGCGGCGGGGACGGUUGUGGGAUUUUUAUUGUGGGCGAUACUUUAUCCCCCGGCCUUAAUCUUGCUGGCGAUACAUGUGGCCGGACGCAUGACCCUACAAACAAACAGUAUAAAUGGCGUUUAGUUGCUGAAUUUUACCCUGCUCCAGUCGGCGGCGUCUCAUUUGAACCCUUUGUUUUUCCAUACACGGUGGUUUGUAAAGCAGCGACUGCAAUAAACAUGAAUCUGGAAGAUCACGGAAUCUCGGCUACCAGUCAGCUGGAGGUUUCCUGCAACGGAAAGAAUGUGGUGCUGAAUCUGAUUAACCAAGAUCCUGCUGAUGAGCUGCAAAAAUCGGUACUGGUAGUCGGAAACAGCGGUGAAGCAUCCUGUACAUCUAAAGAUAUUACUCCCGACUCGUUAACCGUCAAUACGGCGGCCGACACGGUGACUGCCUGCAGCCGCAGGGAGACGCUAAGCAGCGACAGCAGCAUCGUUUCUUAUACAUGGUUAGUGACGGUCAACCAUUAUCCGGAACCUCGGGGAACGGCCGCCAAGCCGUUAACUUCAACGCACACGGUGACCUGCGACGUGGCCCUUGAUUUACCCGCUGCGGUUACUGAUAACCAGCAGCCCGAACCAGAAACCGGCGAAAAUGUGGCGGGUAACAGUCAAACGGUUGCUCUACAGUUGGUCAAAGAUCCCAGCAGCACCAAUAAAGUGUGGCUGCUUACUCUGUCGCCGCUGGUCGCUAGCGCAAUCCCGGUUGGUUUAUCAUACAAACUCGAUACGUGUACCGCAACGCCUCCAAAUUUGGCGACGCCUGUUUUUAAUCUAAUUCAAAAUGGAUGCAUCACCCCAAAAUCCGGCGUGAAAGCCACGUUCGAUGCGGCUAAAAAGGAGUACAAAUUAACCGUCCGUGCUUUUGGAUUUACCGGUCAAGAUGGAACAGUUUCCGUGCAGUGUACUGCAACAUUAUGUCAGGCCGACGAGGAAACCAGUUUGUGUGUUGGGCAAACACCAUCUGUCACUGAGUGUGGAAAGAUGUCGUUGGAAGCUCGCAAUACAAAGAACAGGAAUUUUGGCGCCAGUGACAAAAGCGGCAGUAUCAAUUUAGCGAGCCGCCAUUUGCGAUCAGUGCGGAGCACUGUUACUUGGAUUAAGUCAAACUCUUUAAUUAUUUAAAUUAUCCGCUGUAUCUAGCAACAAAUACUAAUAAUCAGCUGAGUGGAUAAUUAAUUAAUGAGUUGAAUGUUCUUUUUUAAAUUUAGAUUCCUUAGUCUAAAGAAAGUUAUUGGUGAGUAUGCAUGAU